AGCUCUUCCUGCAGUGUUAUGAGCUGAGCAAGACUGAAGUUGAGAACUGGAUAAAACAACUCAUCUUAAAGAUUGCUGGGAAUGCAGCCUCCGCUGCCACCCGAAGCCGUCAGAGAGCUGGUGUGCUCCUGUCUGCACAGAGACCCGGUAGCCGCAGACCUCCGCUGCAGCCUGUUUGUUGCUGCGCUCAGACCCUUCCCUCCUCGAUACAUAAGUGGUGACAAUAAGGACUUUGAGGAGUUGUUGGCAGAUGUGAGCUCAUUGCCUGGUGUGAGAGAGUUGGUGAGGCUACGACCUGGAGAAGGAGAUCAGCAUUUGGCUCUCACACACUGGAUUCUGUCUUCAAAGAGCUUUGCUGUGAAGACACUGCAGAAAGAUGAGUAUGCCAAGCUCUGUAACCUGACGGAAAAUGAAGGGAUCUCUGCACCUGUGCCAAACUUCCUCUUUGAGCUGGAGUACUCCGAUUAGAUGAACGCCAGGUUUGAGAGGACGAGAGAAGGAUGAGAUGUUUUCUUUGCAUUCCACGGGAGCCGCCUGGAGAACUUUCACUCAAUCAUUCAUAACGGGCUGCACUGUCACCUCAAUAAGAACUCAGUGUUUGGAGAGGGAACCUACCUCACCAGCGACCUCAGCAUGGCUGUCCUCUACAGUCCUCACAGCAGCAGCUGGCAAGAAAGUAUCCUGGGUCCACAACUCAGCUGUGUGGCCUUGUGUGAAGUCAUUGAUCAUCCAGAUGUGAAGUGCCAGGUGAAGAAAAAAGAUUCUGAAAUCAUCGACCGCCAGCGCUCAAGGGCAAAGAACAGUGAAGGAGGGAAUGUACCACAGAAAUACUUUAUAGUCACCAACAAUCAGCUUUUAAGAGUCAAGUACCUGCUUGUUUACUCUCAGAGGAGGCACCUGUCCAGGCCUGACCACAUAAUGACAGACCUGCUCUGUAUUAAAGGACCCUGCCCAUGCGUCCUCUCCCUGUCACCUCCCUCCCCAUGAAGCCUUUAUAAGCCUCUCAUACAGAGGGGGCACUACUUGCAAAAAAGAGGCUGAGCAUCUGGAAGGCUAACAAGUGGACAUAGCCACCUAUUUACACAGCAACAUCAAUCUCCUCUCUGAACGCCAGCC
This is a messenger RNA of Amphiprion ocellaris (clown anemonefish), 1116 nucleotides long. It is a transcript of the gene parp16, whose product is annotated as poly (ADP-ribose) polymerase family, member 16. Lineage: Eukaryota; Metazoa; Chordata; Actinopteri; Pomacentridae. Gene Ontology annotation, biological process: endoplasmic reticulum unfolded protein response. Gene Ontology annotation, cellular component: endoplasmic reticulum tubular network; nuclear envelope; membrane. Gene Ontology annotation, molecular function: protein serine/threonine kinase activator activity; kinase binding; NAD+ poly-ADP-ribosyltransferase activity. The record is from RefSeq and is a predicted model, not a curated record.